AUGAGCAUCAACGAACAGGCACUGGAAGUGGCAAGGCAAGCCAACCACCAGUACAGUCAGCAGGCGGCAGUUGUUGGGCAGCCAGUACACCAAGCCGCCCAGCAGAUGUUCUGGGAACAGAGACGUAAGCGUGGUCCCCACGCCGGCCUUUUCCUCGACGGGGAUGCAGGUGGCGCCACAGAUCGAGCCGAGCCCAACACGGUUCCGCAGCCACCGCAGUCUACUACCACGCCAGGCACGGGCCUCUUUCAGCCCGUUGUUCUGGAGACAGACGUCGCCUACCAGUCCACGGCCAAUUCGAUGGGAGUCGACAUCCGCGACCAAACCGCCAUGGAGAGCUGGCUUGGAGAGCAGAUUACCACGCGUGUGCAAGUGCUGCAGACCAUCAGGCACUACCACACAGCGGUCAUCAGACCGGAACUCUACAACCUCAUCAACCAGGUGGAGACAACGCUGCUCAACUUUGAUGACAGGCUACUACGCCAGAACAGGGAGCUCCAGUGGCUCUGUUCUGACAACAGGGCGGAGCAGCGCAGAGCUUCUGGCAUGACGGUCUUGCUCACAGGAUUCCCGGCUACCUCGCCUCCUGCAGAGAGACACUUCAUGAUAAACUGGAUGUUGGCUCAGGUAGAUUCUUUGAAGACCUUCCUGAGACAGAGAGGCAAUGAUCCAGACUCAGGCUCUGACUUCAUCAUGUUCCAGGUCCUCACUGCAGAUCCGACCACCCCGCCAGCAGGCAGUGAAAGGUGGAGCACAGUUUGCAUGAUCCACUUCAAAUCCUGGGAAAGCCGUUCGGCAUUCAUGGCGCAGUAUGGAGGCGCAGCAGGUGUGCCAUACUACAGGGAUUCCUGGACACCUGUCAGGAAUACCCACAUUAGAGCAACCCCAGCAUCGCCUCAGUUCCAGAGAAAAUUGGAGCUCCCGCUGCGAGUCAUCCUGAAGGCUAUCAAUACCAUUGAGGCUGACAACAACCAGGUAGUCAUCUUGUGGAAGACCCUCACGGUGAUGAAGCCACAAGCGCAAAGGACCUUUGACGAGCAGAUUGAGGCUGUUGCCAGGCUUCACUACGCAACAGAGCAGGGGCAGCUGACUGGGGUUCUUGAGGUCAACCCUUACCUCUGGGACCUCCUCAAGACCAACCCGCCUUCUUGGGCAAUGUCCGAUGACACCUCUGUUUGGGACUAUGCCUGGAAUGUUGUGGUCUUUGGCAUCCAGCACGAGUUGGACCUUGCUGAGCGCGAGCUGUAUAGCGCUGCCCACCUCAACGCCAAAGGCGAUGGGAAGGGCCUCAAAGUCGGUCGACCACCCCGCCACUGGACUGGCGCCGGCAAUUUACAGCUCAGAGCACUCCCCCUGCCCAAUAGAGCUGCGUGUAAAGAGGGUGGAAGCGGUAGCAUUUGUUUGGGAUGA
Symbiodinium pilosum is the source of this 1410-nucleotide messenger RNA. The record is from the annotation of a GenBank genome assembly. Lineage: Eukaryota; Dinophyceae; Suessiales; Symbiodiniaceae.